This is a messenger RNA of Hyaena hyaena (striped hyena), 1505 nucleotides long. It is a transcript of the gene FGF18, whose product is annotated as fibroblast growth factor 18. NCBI's taxonomy places the organism in Eukaryota, Metazoa, Chordata, Mammalia, Carnivora, Hyaenidae. Gene Ontology annotation, cellular component: cytoplasm. Gene Ontology annotation, biological process: cell differentiation; animal organ morphogenesis; positive regulation of protein phosphorylation. The transcript has 5 exons. Gene Ontology annotation, molecular function: growth factor activity; type 1 fibroblast growth factor receptor binding; type 2 fibroblast growth factor receptor binding. The record is from RefSeq and is a predicted model, not a curated record. Bases 60 to 683 code for a protein of 207 amino acids.
CGCGCGGAGCGGACAUGUGCAGGCUGGGCUAGGAGCCGCCGCCUCCCCCCCGCCCAGCGAUGUAUUCAGCGCCCUCCGCCUGCACUUGCCUGUGUUUACACUUCCUGCUGCUGUGCUUCCAGGUACAGGUGCUGGCGGCCGAGGAGAACGUGGACUUCCGCAUCCACGUGGAGAACCAGACGCGGGCUCGGGACGAUGUGAGCCGUAAGCAGCUGCGGCUGUACCAGCUCUACAGCCGGACCAGCGGGAAGCACAUCCAGGUCCUGGGCCGCAGGAUCAGCGCCCGCGGCGAGGACGGGGACAAGUAUGCCCAGCUCCUAGUGGAGACAGACACCUUCGGUAGUCAAGUCCGGAUCAAGGGCAAGGAAACGGAAUUCUACCUGUGUAUGAACCGGAAAGGCAAGCUCGUGGGGAAGCCUGAUGGCACCAGCAAGGAGUGUGUAUUCAUUGAGAAGGUCCUGGAGAACAACUACACAGCCCUGAUGUCCGCCAGAUACUCUGGCUGGUACGUGGGCUUCACCAAGAAGGGGCGGCCACGGAAGGGUCCCAAGACCCGGGAGAACCAACAGGAUGUGCACUUCAUGAAACGCUACCCCAAGGGGCAGACGGAGCUGCAGAAGCCCUUCAAGUACACCACGGUGACCAAGAGGUCCCGGCGGAUCCGCCCCACACACCCAGGCUAGGCUGGCCCUACUGCAGCCCCCCAGGCUGCUCCCAGGCCCACACUCACACUCACAAGAACUGCAUCAGAGGAAUAUUUUUACAUGAAAAAUUAGGAAGAAGCUCUAUUUUUGUACAUUGUGUUUAAAAGAAGACAAAAACUGAACCAAAACUCUUGGGGGAGGGGGAGCGAUAAGGAUUUUACUGUUGACUUGAAACCCCGUCUGUGACAAAAGACUCGUGAAAAGGGACUGUUGUCAACGCACAGGUGCUUGGCUCUCUCUAGGAACCGACAACUCUAAACUCGUCCCCAGAGGAGAAUUUGAAUGAGGAAAACGACACUCUUGAGAAACCAAAGUCCUUUUUCCCAAAGGUUCUGAAAGCAAAACAAAAACAAAAACAAAAACAAAAAAAAGAAAAAAAGAGAAAAAGAGAAAAACAAAGAGAAAGUAGUACCCACCCCCAAACUCCCCUUCUUUUCCAGUCCCCUCUCCCUGUCCCAAUCUCCAACAAAAAUCGCUCUCUGGUUUGCAGUCAUUUAUUUAUUGUCUGCUGCAAGCUGUCUUCAGACACCGCGCAGGGAAGGCGUGCCCCUUGGAAUUCUCGGCGCCUCGACCUCCGACGACAGACGGCCUCGUCCAAUCAAGUGACCCUGCAUUGCUCGCAGUUCUGGAGGAUGCUGCUAUGGACCUUCCGUGACUCACAUGACCUAGUACACCAAUGAUAAGGGAAUAUUUUAAAACCAGCUAUAUUAUAUAUAUUAUAUAUAUAUAAGCUAUUUAUUUCACCUCUCUGUAUAUUGCAGUUUCAUGAACCAAGUAUUACUGCCUCAACAAUUAAAAACA